AUUUAUGAAGGAUUAAAGUUCUGAAUAAAGUCCUGAUCAAUCAGAUCCAGUAAAUAAUUCGGCUGAUCUUAAAUCAAGUGUGUCACAGGGAUAUCGACUCUAUGAAAAGAGAUAUGUGAUAUUAUUUUUGUUCACAAUGGCUGAAUUAUGUAAUACAGCAGUCUAUGCCACUUGCAAUCCUAUAGCGAUUGAAGUAUAAAUUGUAUAAUUCAAUAAAGUUAAGUUACAUCUAUCGUGAAGAUACUUCGAUUAUCACUCUUUCUGCAACUCUAUAUUUAUUUAUGCAUCCACUAUUUACGUUUCCUGCUAGUUACUUGAUUAUGUAUAAGGGAAGUGCAAUGUCUGUGAAAGUAGGUGCUAUUUUGACUUUGCUUGGGGUUUUUUCAAGAUGCUUAGUUAGAUAGUCGUAAGAACUUUAAAAUAAAUUUAGAUUCAUAUAUGUCUUAAUUGGUUAAACAUUAUGUGGAAUGGGCAGGCCCCUAAUUCUCAACGCUUAGGCUUCAGUUGCUGUAGAAUGGUUUCCAUCCAAUCAGAGAACUAAAUUGAUGACUAUGUUGAAUUUCAUAGUCACAUUUAGUGGAAUAUUAGGAUAUAUCAUCCCACCUAUAUUUUUUGCAGGAGUUACUAUUGACAAGUAUUCAACAUAAGAUGUACUCGAUACAGGAGAUUCAAGAUUUAUGUAUUUGCUAUUUUCAGAGGCAUUGUUUUCUGCAGUGUUCCUAAUUCCACUCUUGAUCUUCUUUGAAACCAAACCCAAAACUCCUCCAUCGGCUGCUGCCAAAGGAUCAACUCAAAUAAUCUCCUUCACUGAUAGCAUUUGUUAGAUGUUAAAGGAUACUAAAUUUGUAAAAUAACUAAUUCUAUAUUGUAGAUCCAGAUAUUUAUUUCCUUCACUUUGUUUUAUGGCUCUUAUAAGGGAUAUGGAGUAGCUCUGGUAUACAUUCUCAUGCCUUACGGGUAUGGGAAAUCAGAUAUUGCCAUUUUAUCAGUGAUGCCAGUCAUCGGAGGAUUUCUAAGUUCAUUGAUUAUUCCUACAAUAUACAAAAGUUGGGGGAAAUACAAACCAAUUAUUAUUAUUCUAGAAUUUUGCACUAUAUUCACCUUCUAUGGAUUUCUAUGGGGAUGUUACCUGUAAAACUAUGUAAUGAUGCUUGCCAUGGCCACUCUGUAAGGAUUCUUUAUAUUGCCUGCAAUUCCUUUAUUAUUGGAAUGGGGUUGUGAACAAAUAUAUCCAUUGAAUGACUCCUUCUGUAUUGGAUUAUAGUAUUCAGGAGCUACUAUGGGAAGUUCGUUUAUUGCUCAAAUAGUUAGCAUGGUUAUUCACGGAAAGGAUGCCACUAAGUAAAUAUUGCGCAUUUAUAUCUUAGGUUUGAUGGAUUUAUGGGUAUUACAAUAACUUGUUCUUUAUAUGCCUUAGCUAUUUUGAGCAUUCUAUUUCUUAAGGAAGUCAAACAUAAGUUGGCUUUGAAAAAGUCCUUUGUUUCUCCUUCAGAUUAAAUUGAAAAAGGCUUUCCACACCCAUACACUGAGGUCAAUCCCGAUGAUUUAGGUCUUUUUGAUCCUGACAAGGUCUAGGAUGAGGAUGACGAUACGGGAGGAGACGAAAACUUAAUUGAUGAUGAAAAUCGUAAAAAUAACAAUAAUUCCAAUCAUAAAUAAUAUCAAGCAGGAAACUCUUUUGGAGGAAACUGAAAUGAUGAUGAUUGCUAUAUAUAGAAUUUAG
Molecule: messenger RNA, 1723 nt
Organism: Paramecium octaurelia
Lineage: Eukaryota; Ciliophora; Oligohymenophorea; Peniculida; Parameciidae
Source: the annotation of a GenBank genome assembly